Messenger RNA from Mugil cephalus (flathead mullet), 4051 nucleotides. RefSeq names its product exocyst complex component 3-like 1 (gene exoc3l1). The transcript has 15 exons. Gene Ontology annotation, molecular function: SNARE binding. Lineage: Eukaryota; Metazoa; Chordata; Actinopteri; Mugiliformes; Mugilidae. Bases 228 to 2612 code for a protein of 794 amino acids. The record is from RefSeq and is a predicted model, not a curated record. Gene Ontology annotation, biological process: exocyst localization; exocytosis. Gene Ontology annotation, cellular component: exocyst.
UCAGCAGAGGAUGUGUCUGUAGGAGAGAGAGUGUGUGUGAAGGGUGGAAAAGAGGAAAGCGUCAGUAGAAUGGAUAUGUGCCCUCUCUCCUCCACCCUUUCUCCUCCUUCUCUUUCUCCUUCUCCUUCUUCUUCUUCUUCUUCUUCACCUUCCUCCUCCUCCUCCUCCUCCUCGUCACCCUCAGCCCUCGGGGGGGAAACAGGAGCGCGGCUCAGAACCAAACUUCAAUGUCAGCGGUGGAUCAGAAGAAUGGAGGCGACGAACCACAAGACUCGGUGCCAGCGGCUGAGGUGUGGCCAGAGGUGGAGAGGGCGGAGCGUUUGGCUCGCGGCGCCGCCCUCAAGUGGGCGUCGGGCGUUUUCUGUCGGCCCGAAAACCUGGAGCGUCUGAGUCAGUACAAGAAGAGGGAGAGUCAGAGGACGGCGUCGGUCCACACCAGACUGAAGUCCAUGGUGCAGUCGUACCUGGAGGGGGUGGGCUGGGGGCUGGAGCAGCUCCGCGAGGCCCGGGCCGAGCUGAAGGAGGUGUCCCAGGCUCUGAGGAAGGCCGGACUGGAGUCGGACCAGAACGCCGACGGACUCAAGUCUCUGGAGAAGCUGAGAGAAGCAGCCGUCAGCCACCGGCAGCUGCUCGCUGCCGUCAGCAACCUGCCGCGACUUUACUCCGUGCGGAGCACGGUGCUGGAGACCGAGCGUCUGGUGGAGUCGCGCCGCCUCCUGGAGGCUCACGCUCGCCUCAUGGACCUGGAGCGCUGGCAGGACGACAUCCUGUGGCAGCUGCACGGGACGACGGGGACGACGGGGACGACGGGGACGAUGACGGGGACGACGGGGACGACAGGAAGCGUCCUCAGCUCCGAGGACCAAGACCUGGUGGCCAAAUAUUUCUCUGGAGUCGGGCAGCUGGUGGACGCCCUGGCCCGGGAGCUGUGGGCGGUGGUGAGCAGCGCUCUGGCUCUGGCUCGACAGAACCCGACGCCCUUCGUGUCGGCCGUGAGGAUAGUGGAGCGCGAGGAGGCGCUGGACCGAGCUCUGCAGGAGGAGAGAGGAGGAACCAACGGCAGACCUCUGCCGCCGGGUCGACCCCGCGGCUGGAGAACCCACUUCUUCCAGGUCCUGGAGGAGGCGGUUUCCGCUCGGUUUCGCAGCGUCUCCUACCUCCACACCCGCGGUCCCGGUCUGGCCGGCCACCUCUCCGCCCUGCAGCACGCCAUCAUGGCCGACCUGGCCACCGUGCGCCACCUGCUGGAGCACUGCGUCCCGCCGCACUACCACCUGACAGGAGCCUACCUGAGGGCCAGCCACCGCUGUUUGCACGCACACCUGGCGCAGGUUAGCAGCUGGGAUCUGGAGAGCGGGGAAAUCUUUGCUGUGCUCAACUGGGUCCUGCACAUCUACAACAGCCCGGAUAUGAUGGGUCACCCGGAGCUGGUGGAGGAGGUGGAGAAGGAGGAGCUGGGGCCUCUCAUCUCCACCGAGGGUCUGGAGCAGCUACAGAGCAAAUACGUGCAGAGCGUCCGGAAAAGCGUCUCCGAGUGGAUGCACAAAGCUCUGCAGGUGGAGCUGCAGGACUGGCAGCGAGACCAGGAGCCGGAUACAGACCACGAAGGUUUCUACCAAACCAGUCUGCCCACCAUCAUCACACAGAUGCUGGAGGAGAACGCCCGGGUCGCUCUGAUGAUCGGACCAUCGCUGCGAGAUCAGACCAUCCAGAUGGGCCUGUAUGAGAUGGAGAACCUCCUGAACAGGUUUCGGGAAGCUCUGGUGGAAUUCGGGAAGGAGCAUCGCAGAGACAUGAGCAACAACAAAAACAAGUUCUACCUCCACUACCUGCUGGCCUCCAUCAGCAACUGCAUCAUCCUCAAGAAGUCCACGGAGAGUCUGCAGCAGCAGCAGUCGUCCCGUUCGGCCGGACGCUUCUCUCGGACGCCUCCGAACCCUCUGGCCGCUCUGGACCGGGCCGUGAGACGGGCCUGUCGCCUGGUGAUGGACCAGCUGCUCCUGGACCUGCAGCCGCUCCUCCCGGCUCUGCUGACCCGACCCUGGCUGGUCCAGGGCGACCCCACCCCCAAACUGUGCAGCGUCCUGGAGCGCCACCUGGACCUGUACGGCCGGGUCCGACCGCCCUGUCGGCAGCGCCUGCAGGAGGAGGCCCAGUGGCUGAUGGUGGUGGAGUACGUCCGGGCUCUGAUGCAGAAGAAGCUGGUUUGUCGGAGCGCGGACGAGAGGAGGCAACUCGCUCAGCAGAUGCUUCGGGACGAUCAGCUGUUCAGAGAAAUCUUCCACGGCCUGGAAGGUGAAGGUUCUGUCCCUGAAGUUAAUCCUCUGGCUUUACUUCCCGUUCUGGCUGAAUUCAUCCGACUCAAAGACCCCGCGAUGCUCAUCCUGGAGGUGUCAGGACUAGCGGCCAAAUACCCCGACAUCAGCGAGGACCAUGUCUCCGUCCUGAUGGACGUCCGUGGGGACGUCUCCAGGGACGUUAGAGGAGCCGUGCUGGACCUGCUGGAGCAGAGCGCCCCCCCUCUGCCGGCCGGGUACCGACCCAUCUUCACCGACAUCCUGGUGCCCCCCCCCACCAUGGCCUUCUGCCUGCCCACCGCCAAGUGUGCGUGACGUUCAGGUUCUCAGGAAGAAUCGGAAAAUCACAAAACAUCUUCUUCUACUGUUUUUAUUUCUCCUCCAGGAUCUGAGGUCAUGAUUUGCUGGUUCAGGUCUGACCUUAGUUCAUGUCCUGUCUUUAAUUAUCCUCCAGAUAAUUAUUAUUAUUAUUAUUAUUAUUAAGACUGAUCUGCAUCAAAUAACCACAACAACUGUUUAUCGCUCUUAAAUCCUGUGACGUGACAUUUAUAAAGAAAUUCUAUUAAACUUUGAUUAAUUAACAAAAAAAAAGGAAAAAUAUAAAAGUGGAAAGACUCAAAGAAGAGAAGUCGCUCAGGUGGUCGGACCUGCACAUGCAGAACUCUGAGUCUCACCGUUAGCAUCACCGUUAGCAUCACUGUUAGCAUCACUGUUAGCAUCUGCUCCGGAAAAGUUUGUCGUUCAUCAGUCGCUCACAUUGGUCGGCAGAGUUGUACAGAAGAGUUUUCGAGUCACACAUGAGAAAAAAAGGCAGAUUUCCAUCAUGAACUUUGAGAAAAAAUAAGAAGAAAUCGUUUCUCUUUUAGCUACAAACACAGUGUAAUUCUCUGAAUCAGGACUUUGAAGAGACUGAGAAGAAAAUUUAUUCUUUAUGACUUUUUUCUCAAAGGGAAUAAUGAAAACAUAAUCUUCCUCUUCUGUAAAAUUGAGAUUGUGUUUUGUUCCCGUGGAAACGUCGCUGCUGUUUCUCUGCGUGCGGACGAAGAUUUAGUUUGUAAAAAUAAAUCAGAUGCAGCUUAAAGCCGUUACAAGAUCUGUGGAUCAUUAAUUAAUUAUAUGACCGACCACUUCCUGUCAAUUCAGAUUUAAAACAAUGAGUUCAUAUUUUUUCCACAGAGAAGCAGAGAUAAGAUCUAAAUAGACGCAUGAACCCUCUGAGACGUCCUCCGUGUGUUUACAGUUUACAGAGUUUUGAAGCUCAGUGUUGCGUCUCUGGGCGCCGCCAUCUUGGCAGGACUCCACCUCCCUCCCAGUGAGGAGAGGACAAGUUUUACCAAAAAAUAACCUCCCUAAGAAAUGAGUUAAAGACUGACUGUAAACACGUUUAAACGCUUUUAACAUCUAUCACAGCCUCUAGUGGACGUUAGAGGAACUGCAGCAGUGAAGGUUGUGACAUGAGGGAUAUUUUUACAUUUCUUUACAUUAUUUCAUCGUAGGUAGAAUAACUUUGAAUCCUCCACCACUUUCUUUUUUCCUUUUUCUUCCUCCCGUCUUGAGGAACAUUUGCUGCUAAUUCAUUGCUCUUUAACGAUUUUUACUUUUCAUUUACUUGCAUUUAUUUUGUGUGUAUUUAUUAUAUUUAUGUUAUUUUUCUUUUUUUUUCUUCUCCCUUUUGAACUGUUGUUUAGUUUGAUCUGGUUAAAGCACAUUGUUAACUCUGUUACAUAAAUACUUAAUAAAGUCUUUGUAAAGUU